AUGUUUCAUCUAUAUGAAUUGUUAAUGUUCUUUUUGAGGAACCCGAGAGACAAGUAUGAAGAGGAGUUUCUGGGACCCAUUUUCCUUCACUUUAGUGGGAAAAAUUAUUACAGAAGAGACAUGAUUAUUAAUAACCGACGAGGAGAAAAGCUCAAGUGUUGUUUUUUUACACCUUUUAAUUAUAAUGAAAAUACACCUUGUGUUAUUUACACUCAUUCGAGUUGUAGUUGCCAGUUGGAGGCCUUGGAUAUCCUACACAUUCUGCUGAUAUGUGAGUGCUCUAUUUUUUCUUAUGAUUGCUCGGGGUGUGGACUCUCCGAUGGUUACUUUUCUACCAGUGGAUGGAAUGAAUCGCAGGAUCUGUUUCUCAUUUUGCACCACUUAAGGAAUGUAGAACAUGUGAAGAACUUUGCUCUCUGGGGCAAAUAUUCCGGCGCUGUUAGCUCCAUCAUUGCGGCGUCUCUGGACGCCAACAUUAAGCUGCUGAUUGUGGACUCCCCCUAUGUGUCCCUCACGGAGCUGUACAAAACCACAUUCCACCUGAGCGCCAAGGGAAAGGGAGAAAUAAUUUUCAAAAACAUCUGCCUCUACUUUGCAAAAAGGAGAAUAAAGAAAAAGUUCCAUUACGACAUCGAAAACAUAUGUCCCAUUUUCUUCAUCGAAGAUGUAACCAUCCCCACCAUAUAUAUUAUAUCAAGGAAUGACAAAGUUGUCCAUCCAGCCCACACCCUAUACUUAGCAUACAAGCAGAAGAGCGAGCAAAAAAUUAUCUAUACAUGUGAAAAGGCAUCCCAUGCCUAUGAAUCAUUUUCCUAUGAUAAUAAAUUAACAGCGGCAAUCCGAACCGUAUUAUUUGGAGCAAAGAAAGCUGACGUACAAAAUGUCUUUAGUGUCUAUACAUACAUGAGGGUAUUUAAUGGACUCAUGGAGAAAUAUUCACACGAGUUUUGUUUCAUCGAUUCGUUAAUUCAAAAAAAGUUGAAUAGGAAAGAUAAAAUUAUUGACAAGGUUAAACAAUUUAUUUGUUUCAAGUACCAGACAAAAGCUUCCCUCUCUUCAUCCACUUGCUUCAACCAAUCCACCAUCGAUUCCAUCCGUCACACGAGUACAACAAGCGAAAAUGACUACAUGCAGUACGAAUCAUCCCAAAAUUCUCUGUGUUGGAAAUGCAAAAGCGUACCAGGUGAAGAGCAUGAACGAGACAAUCACGGGUUGAGCGAAGAACAGAACCAGCGUGAGGACCACGGACUGGUGGAUGAAUACGAAUACCCAUUUCACGAUGCUCACGAUUUUGUGAAUGGUCAGGAUGCAACAGAGAACCCGGUUAAUGCAUCUGCCCUAAAAGGAUACGAUGCGAAUAAGGUACCGGCGUUCAGUCCAACAUUCCAGCACCAAGGCGAGCAAUCGGGGCAAAGACGGUUUAAGGUAAUGCACAUGCAAAGCGCGCGCAGUUCCCUCAAGUCAAAAAAGAACACGUUUAAGAAGUCCCUAACGUGGGACACCAAGUUACAGAGCGCGGUCACGUAUUCCAAGGAGGACUGCCCCUUGGAGCUACUAAAAAAUUAG
Plasmodium knowlesi strain H is the source of this 1566-nucleotide messenger RNA. RefSeq lists its product as uncharacterized. The transcript is spliced from 5 exons. The coding region runs from base 1 to 1566 and encodes 521 amino acids. NCBI's taxonomy places the organism in Eukaryota, Apicomplexa, Aconoidasida, Haemosporida, Plasmodiidae. The record is from RefSeq and is a predicted model, not a curated record.